Oreochromis niloticus (Nile tilapia) is the source of this 1731-nucleotide messenger RNA. Its product is annotated as neoverrucotoxin subunit alpha-like. NCBI's taxonomy places the organism in Eukaryota, Metazoa, Chordata, Actinopteri, Cichliformes, Cichlidae. The record is from RefSeq and is a predicted model, not a curated record. The transcript is spliced from 3 exons. The coding region runs from base 1 to 1731 and encodes 576 amino acids.
AUGCACCCGACCCCUAUGGUGCCUCCUGUGGGUGGUGGGCCUCCAGGAAGAUGGGUCCAUGUCCCUUUGGUGGCCGGGCUCCAUGGACUAAUGACCGGCCACCAGACGCUCGCCCUUAGGCACACUCCCCGGGCCUGGCUCCAGGGUGUCACACUGUGGGAUGAUACAAAUCUGCAAGACAUGAUAAAAGAGAGUGAGCAACCUAGCACUGACUUCAAAGUCACAACAUCUGAUUCUACAGACUCCAAGUCCACUCUCCUGGAUGUUGAUGCUUCUCUGAAAGCCAGUGUCCUGUGUGGACUAGUUGAAGUUGGAGGAUCAGCCAAAUAUCUAAAUGAUAAGAAGAAAUCUCACAAACAGAGCCGAGUCACGCUUCAGUACAAAGUUACCACCAAAUUUAAACAGCUGACACUGACUCCUCAGAGAGUCAAGAAUACUCAACAAGUAGAUGGCCUGAAGCAUUUGUCAACACAUGUAGUCACAGGAAUCCUUUAUGGAGCAAAUGCUUUCUUUGUGUUUGACAGUGAGAAGUUAGAUGGUAGCAGCAUUCAGGACAUCCAGGGAACCAUGAAAGCGGUGAUAGAGAAGAUCCCCUCAAUUAAUGUUCCUGGAAACUUUUACAUCAAGUUGAGUAAAGAAGAAAAAGCUGUGACUGAUAAAUUCACCUGCAAAUUCUAUGGAGACUUCAUUCUUGAAAGCAACCCUGUAACAUUUGAAGAUGCAAUAAAUACAUACAUCCAACUUCCAAAACUACUGGGAAAAAAUAAAGAAAAUGGUGUUCCACUGAAGGUCACACUAAUGCCACUGGAGAACUUACAUCCAGAAGCUACUGGGAUGAUGACAGAGAUCAGUAUUGAACAUAGCCUUAGAAAGGCUCAAGAUGCUCUGAAGGACCUCCAAAAUCUGGAUGUAAGAUGCAAUGAUCUGCUGGAGGACAGAGUGGUGAAAAGCUUUCCACAGAUAAAAGAAAAGUUGAGCAGAUUCAAGAAGCUCUGUGAGUAUUACACAUCUUCACUCCAGAAAACAAUGGCUGAGAAACUUCCCUCCAUUAGGGCAGCUGAGGAAGAUCAGCAGGAAUUAGUGAAACUCUUUGAUGCCAGAGAUGAGUCACCGUUCAGUCAGCAGAAAUUAACCAAGUGGAUCAAAGAUGAAGAAAGAGAGGUUACCAUCAUCAGUCACCUUGUGCACAUCAUGGAGGGAAAAAAGAUCAUCUCAGACCAGUCUGAGCUGGACAGAGAGGUGUUUAAUCCAGGAGCAGAAGAAGUUUUCUGCUUUGUUUUCACCUCCCUGAAAUCCACUGACCCAUAUUUGCAAAACAUGUCUGACUUCUUGGAUAAAAAGAAGUUAGAACAAAGUAUCAUUCCACCUACCCAGGACCAAUGGUACUUCUCAGAUGAAGUUGUAGCCAAAAUGAAAGAAAAGGCAGAAGCUGUGAAGAACUCCAUCAGACUGUUUAUAACGGCCAUUUCAAAUGACAAAUACAAAGGAGCAACUAUCUACCACUACAGGAACACAGUCCUAGUCACUGAUGAUUUCUCAGGGCCAGAUGUCACUGAUUUGGAAAAUAGAAUGGAUAGAAGAGAUCUGAUGUCAUCACCGGGCCCUGACAUGGUUCACCCCUACUGGCUCAAGAAGCUGACUGCACUCCACGAGUAUCUGGAAGCACAGAUGAACCAGAUGCUAGUUGAUGAGAGACCCCACAAUGGCAAACCGAAGGCCAGACAGUCCUGA